This is a messenger RNA of Centruroides sculpturatus (bark scorpion), 1002 nucleotides long. Its product is annotated as glutamate receptor ionotropic, delta-1-like. Gene Ontology annotation, molecular function: ligand-gated monoatomic ion channel activity. Gene Ontology annotation, cellular component: membrane. Bases 1 to 1002 code for a protein of 333 amino acids. The record is from RefSeq and is a predicted model, not a curated record. The transcript is spliced from 7 exons. NCBI's taxonomy places the organism in Eukaryota, Metazoa, Arthropoda, Arachnida, Scorpiones, Buthidae.
AUGUCUUAUGAAUCCAGAAGUAUUUUUGGAGGCAGACUUUAUUGCUGCAGAGAUGACAAACAUGCUUCUUCAGCAAGGGAAGUAGACAUGGCAAUCAUUCCAAACUUUAUUAAUUUCGAUUUGUAUUCAAUCACGGAGUUUUCAGCAGUGGUAGGAUACCACUCUCUGGUGUUCAUUGUAAAGAAACCUGAGAAGAUACCUAAUUGGAGUUCCAUUGUCGCUCCAUUUUCAUUUAUGAUUUGGAUCGCUGUGUUUAUAACCGUCAUAGUGUUUGGACUAGCGUUACACAAAGUGUUAGAACGAGAGUUUGCAAUAGAACAUAUAGACGUAUUUUGGCCAAGAAGUAAAAUUUUCUGGAAUUUGUUUCGCAGUUUCGUAUAUCAAGGAAUAAAUUUGGAUUGUAUAAAGAGGUUUCUAUCCAGAUUUAUGAUUGGAAUAUGGUGUUUAUCCAUCGUUAUUCUAGGGUCUAGUUAUAGAGGGACUUUAAUGUCGUUCAUGACGUAUCCUGUUACUGAAAAAAUUCCAAACACUUUUGAUCAGUUAGCAAAUUCUAUACUAACAGGAGAAUAUUCUUGUGGAAUAGCCAGUAAAUCUGUUUUAUGGCAAUCUAUUCAAAAUUCCAAGUUAAAAUCUGCGAAGAUCAUAUCAGACCAUAUAAUAAAAAACAACAACUUUAUUGAAUUAAACAAAGCAAUUGAAAAAGUACAAAAAGAACGAUUUGCCUUAAUAUUCACUGAUUAUUUAUUAAAAAACAAACUUCGAAAUAAUUUAGACAACUUUGUAUUUUCGAAUGACAACCUUUUUACUUUUAUGGAAGCAUAUGCAAUGAGGAAGAGUUUUCCAUUCAGACCUCAUAUUUACGAAAUGACUAGUCGAAUAUUCGAUUCUGGAAUCAUCGAGAAAAUCGAUUAUGCUGAACAAUCUCGAACAAACAAAGUUUCAGAAUUUCGCGAAUUAUCCAUCAAAGAUAUCAUCAGCCCCACACUAAUUGUGCCAAAUUGA